This is a messenger RNA of Acaulospora colombiana, 1365 nucleotides long. The record is from the annotation of a GenBank genome assembly. Lineage: Eukaryota; Fungi; Glomeromycota; Glomeromycetes; Diversisporales; Acaulosporaceae.
AUGAAUUCGCAAAACUCCGAGUCCAUUGAAGCGAAGAUAGAGGCUUUUCGCGACGCGUGUCAUUCCGGCACCAUCGAAGAGCGAGACGCGACUUUUUUGCCCUCGGCAGAGUCCUUCGAUUCUAUCGACCAAAUGGAAGAAUCCGGGGCUGAUAACGAUUCGCAUUCAGCCGAUAAAACCCCAAUCGCAGCAACUAUAAUCGAUCAAUCUACCAUUACCGCGUCAGAAAAAAAAAACAAUGCAGAAUUUUUUUGUGGCAGGGGCUCGAAAACGCCCGAUCGAUACAUGAAAAUUAGAAACUUUAUUCUGAACGCAUGGAGUGCUAACCAGCCCAAAUAUUUAUCCAAGACAAGCGUCAGAUCAGGACUCAAGGAUUGUGGAGAUGUAAAUGCAAUAGGACGAGUUCACGCAUACUUGGAAUCAAUAGGAGCCAUCAACGUUGGGGAUGAUUUAUUAAAGAAGAGACAGCGUGUUGUCAAAAGGAAAACCUCCGAUAGUACAGGACAGAAUGCAAGUUCUAACGGAAAAAAGAAGACCAAGAAAGUGGAAGAUGAGAAUUGGACGCUCAACGGACGUGGAAGAAAGGUUCACAACGAUGAUGUCGAAUGGGAGAACCUCAAUGACCAAGAAUUUCCCGGUAAUGAUGAUGUAUCAGGCGAUGGUCCAAUACGCCGCAACACGUCAUUGAAAAUUCGCGUACAUUAUUUCUUUAAUCCGAAUCAAUACGACGUUUUAGCCUAUGAUAUGGUGGGUUCAUAUGACCCAUUCCGUUUGGUACCUCCACUUAAUUAUACAUCGAGAAAUCCCGCACCUUUUCGUGUAUCGGUCUCAGAAAAUGUUAUGCUUGUCAUGGACUUUCACGCUCAUCUGGCAUACACGGAAAUUAUCGGUUUACUCGGCGGUCACUUUUAUCCCGACCGUGAAAGCAUGGAAGUAACUUACGUGUAUCCAUGCAAAAGUGCGAGCACGGGUUUUCAGUGUGAGAUGGAUCCGGCUUCCGAAGUAGCCGCCAGGGAGGAAAUGUGGCGACGUGAAGAUGGUUUGGAACCAUUUAUCGGUGUUAUCGUUACACCGUAUGAUGUAGAACAUGAAUCCAACAUAUCCAGAUUUCAAUUCUGGAUGAGCGGGUCGAACUAUGACUUAUCGGGACAAUUCAAAUCUUAUAGGGCGGAUGAUAAUAUUACGAAGCUUGAUAAGAUGAUGGAGUCGUUGUCUUCACGUAUAUCUGCCUCCUCAUCUGCAGCCGAGGCGUUUCUUCUACGAAUUAAGGAACUCGUUGACAAUAACUUCCUUCCAAACAAGAAAGAUAAUGUUGCGGAACGCCAUGACGACAUUGAUUCUAUGGUCGCGGGAGAAAACGAAUAG